AUGUCGGUCGCGACCAUGAAACCUCACAACUCGGUGAGAUUUGUCAAGAAUGAACGCGACACUACGCGUGUGGGUGAGAACUAUGAUCGAAACAACGAAGUUCGCAUCAAACUACGCCACGAGGCCGUCCAGGAGACAGAUCGCAUAGAUUCUGUCUUUGGAUUCGACAGAUUCACUUCUGGGCCCAAGCGAGUCGGAUGGCUCGUCAAUAUGCAUCCCACGACACUGCCCACCACGGAGGUUCUUGCUGGAAGCUCGGGUGUGGACUACUACUUUUUGGACGAGGAAGGAGGGUCUUUUAAAGCCAGUGUUCAGUAUGAUCCCUAUUUCCUGCUUAUGGUGCAGGAGGAUCGCGCUAUUGAGGUGGAAGAGUAUUUGCGCAAAUUUCUGGAAUCCACAUUAAAGCGCAUUUCGUGGGUCGAGAAAGAGGAUCUGGGCCUUACAAACCAUUUGAUCGGCCUCAAAAGACAACUGUUGCAACUCAGUUUCCAUAACGUUUCGGAUCUUUUGGAAGCCAGACGACAACUCCAGCCAAUCAUCCAACAGAACAAGUCGACCAAGACAAGCAAAGAUAUUUAUCAGUCGGUAAACCUCAAUUACAGCUCGUUUAUGAAGCACAAUGGUGACGACGUCGAGGUGGAGCGCAAGGUCGGAGCCAUUUCCGAUUUAAUUGAAGACAUUAGAGAAUACGACGUGCCCUACCAUGUGAGAGUGUCCAUUGACCAGAACAUCCGUGUUGGAAAGUGGUACACUGUCGAAGUGGAUCAGGGUAAGGUUUCUUUACGCGAACGCAAGGACAAACUUGCCUUUGCCGACCCGGUCGUUUUAGCAUUCGAUAUCGAGACAACUAAGGCAUCUCUAAAAUUCCCAGAUAGCUCUGUUGACCAGAUCAUGAUGAUUUCCUAUAUGAUUGACGGAGAUGGAUAUCUGAUCACGAACAGAGAGAUCAUCAGUGAAGACAUUGAGGACUUUGAGUACACUCCCAAGCCAGAAUACCCAGGAAUGUUCACCAUUUUCAACGAGCCAAACGAAAAGGCAUUAAUAGAACGAUUUUUCGAGCAUGUGAGGGACGUGAGACCAACGGUGAUUGCUACUUUCAACGGUGACUUUUUCGAUUGGCCGUUUGUGGAAGCAAGAGCAGCCUACCACGACCUGGACAUGUACAAGGAGAUUGGGUUUGCCAAAGACAACGAAGGCGAGUAUAAAAGUACUUAUUGUGUUCACAUGGACUGUUUCAGAUGGGUUAAAAGAGACUCGUAUCUACCUCAAGGAUCACAAGGUUUGAAAGCAGUCACCACCGUGAAACUGGGAUACAAUCCUACCGAGCUCGACCCGGAACUUAUGGUUCCAUACGCAUAUGAAAGACCGCAAUAUCUUUCUGAGUAUUCGGUUUCCGACGCUGUUGCCACAUACUAUCUUUAUUACAAGUAUGUGCAUCCCUUUAUCUUUUCCUUGUGCACGAUUAUUCCAUUGAAUCCAGACGAGGUACUCAGAAAAGGUACCGGAACGCUUUGUGAGAUGUUGUUGAUGGUGCAGGCCUACGAGAACGGUAUCUUGCUCCCAAACAAGCACACUGAUCCUCUGGAAAGAUUCUACGACGGCCAUCUUUUAGAGUCCGAGACCUAUGUUGGAGGCCACGUCGAAUCGCUGGAAGCAGGUGUGUUCCGUGCAGAUCUUGCGACCGACUUUAAUGUUGAUCCAACAGCUAUAGACGAGAUUUUAAACGAUCUUGAUAACGCAUUGAAGUUUUCAAUUACAGUGGAAGCGAAAAAGAGCUUGGACGACGUGACAAAUUACGACGAAAUAUAUUCUGCAAUCAAGGAGAAGCUCCUGGAGCUCAAGAGCAACAACAAGCGAAACGAAACACCCUUGAUCUAUCAUGUCGAUGUGGCAUCGAUGUAUCCUAAUAUCAUGACGACCAACCGGUUGCAACCCGAUUCGAUGAAGAACGAGAAGGACUGCGCGUCCUGCGAUUUCAACAGGCCUGGAAAGACCUGCGACAGACGGCUUCCAUGGUCCUGGCGUGGAGAGUUUUAUCCUGCAGAGGCCAACGAGUAUAACAUGAUCAAGAACGCACUCAAGAACGAACAAUUUCCGGCUAAACGUCCUGGUCUUCCUCGCAGAAGCUUUGAAGAGCUUUCUCAGACAGAACAGGUCGCACAUAUCAAAAAACGGAUAUCUGACUACUCCAGAAAAGUGUAUCAUCGUAUCAAGGUGACCGAGACGGUUGAGAGAGAGGCCAUAAUCUGCCAGCGCGAGAAUCCGUUCUACGUCAACACGGUGAGAGACUUCAGAGACAGAAGAUACGAGUUCAAGGGACUUGCAAAAGUCUGGAAAGGCAAGGUUUCUCAAAUCGACAGGGAAGACAAGAACUCGAUCGACGAAGCUAAGAAGAUGGUGGUUCUUUACGACUCGCUUCAAUUGGCCCACAAGGUCAUCCUUAACUCUUUCUACGGUUAUGUUAUGCGGAAAGGUUCCAGAUGGUAUUCCAUGGAAAUGGCUGGUGUCACGUGUUUGACGGGAGCCACGAUCAUUCAAAUGGCCAGAUCGCUGGUUGAGCGCCUUGGUCGUCCCCUGGAGCUGGAUACAGAUGGUAUUUGGUGUAUUCUUCCAUCAAGUUUCCCCGAGAACUACACAUUCAAGCUGAAGAACGGCAAAUCAGUGUUUGUUUCGUAUCCUUGUUCGAUGUUGAACUAUCUUGUUCACGAGAGGUUUACAAAUCACCAGUACCAGAUGCUUGUUGAUCCAGCUCGGUUGAAGUACGAAACGCACUCUGAUAACUCCAUUUUCUUCGAGGUGGAUGGACCAUAUAAGGCCAUGGUUCUUCCUACCUCCAAAGAGGAAGGUAAAGGUUUGAAGAAAAGAUAUGCUGUUUUCAACUUUGACGGUUCGCUAGCCGAAUUGAAAGGUUUCGAGUUGAAAAGACGUGGUGAGCUGCAAUUGAUCAAGAACUUCCAGUCUGACAUCUUCAAGCUUUUCCUGGAGGGCGACUCGCUAGAAGGUUGCUACAACGCUGUGGCUAACAUUGCCAACAGAUGGUUGGAUGUUUUGGAUAGUAAGGGAAAGAUGCUCGAGGAUGAGGAUUUGAUUGAGUUGAUUUGUGAAAACAGAAGUAUGUCCAAGACUCUGGAAGAAUAUGAAGGUCAAAAAUCCACUUCCAUUACCACUGCAAAGAGACUCGGUGAAUUCUUGGGAGAAGAAAUGGUCAAGGAUAAAGGUCUUGCGUGUAAGUACAUUAUUGCCGACAGACCUGUUGGAGCUCCAGUCACAGAGAGAGCCAUUCCAACCGCCAUUUUCUCCUCAGAGCUCACUGUGAAGCGGAAAUAUCUGAGAAGAUGGUUAAUGGACCCUUCGGUGGAAGACUUUGAUCCGCGUUCGAUCAUCGAUUGGGGCUACUACAAAGAGAGACUUGCAUCUGUUGUCCAAAAGAUCAUCACCAUUCCAGCAGCAUUACAGGGAGUGAACAAUCCUGUUCCAAGAGUGUUGCAUCCAGAAUGGUUGCAGAAGAGAAUCAACAUCAGAGACGACAAGAUGAAGCAAUCGUCUUUAACUGGAUUUCUCAGAAAGGGAGUCAUGACCGAUGUGACCAACAAGGUUCAGGACAUUGAAGAUCUUGGCGCUGUUUCCACAAAUGGACCAAAAGUUGGAAAAGUCACGUCUAGAAAGAGAAAACUUGCCAGAGAAACCUCUGAUGAGUUGCAACAGCAGUUGGCCAACAAACCAUGUCCUGAUCCGUCUGACGAUUACGUUGGAUUCCUGGGACACCAGAAGCUAAAAUGGGAGAUCCAGUUCAAAGAGCGCGAGCGCAGAAAGAGACUGUUUGGUGACAGUGUUCAGUAUGGAAGCAGAACCAUUGUUGGAAACAUGGUGCGGAAGAACGCCGAGAAUUACGUCGAUUCCACCUGGCAAGUGCUUCAGUACUGCCAGAGCGAAGACAUUCCAGGAGAUUUGAAAGCGUAUGUGAUCAUCAACGGAAGAAUUCAGUCUCUGACGUUCCACAUCCCAAAGAAAGUGUAUUUGGAGUACAAGUCAGAAACAGGCCCUGAACCUAUAAUAGAGAAUGGCGAAGUGACCAAGGCCAUGGAACUGCUUCCAAGCGGCCAACAGAGUGAUAACUUAUACAAAGUUGUUAUUCCUGAGCCUGGAUUUGCUAGAGAAAUGGCAAAGACCGAUGGAUUGUUCAGCAACUCCAAUAUUGCAGGCGUCUAUGAGUCCCAGAUUCAAAGCUCCGAGCGCGCCAUCAUCGAUCUGGGAACAUGUGUCAAAUUCGACGACUCAAAACUCGGUGCUCUUGGAAAGUCUUUGGAGAAAGGAUUUGAUCAGAAGGUGUUAAGGUCUGUUGAACCAGACGCAUACCUGACUAAAUUUUCUUCAGGAGUUCUCUACUUGCUCCAUGUUUCUUCCAACUCGUACGAGAUUUUCACCUUUUUCAACCCUGCGGAGUCCACGGCCAACGUGUAUGUGCUCAAACCAACUUCCGCUGCUCAGGAACUGAAAACCAACAUGGAAUCCAUGUACGGGGAACUGUUCAACUCGAAACAGCAGUCGAUCACACAGGAUCUCAUCAACUAUAAUGGUGAAAUGAGCUUUGAAACGCAGUACUUCACCGACUCGUCAAAGCUGUACAAGAAACUCAACUCCAAGAUCCUUAGUAUCGACGAACAUAGUGCUUCCAAGUCGUUGUUGGUUCUUCAGUCUCCAUUCACAUCCAAGUUGGUGAAGAAUCUGCGUGCAGUGAACCAGCUCCCAUGUCUGAAGAUGGGAUCAGGUCCAGUUAAUGUCAAUUCUUUGUCCUGGCAUUCGCUGAUCAUGAAGCGUAUAAUCAAUCACUAUCUGUCUCUUUCGGGAUGGUUGCAGAAGAUAAUUUCUUUGGCAAGAUACAGCAACAUUCCAAUUUGCAACCUCCAGGUUGACCAGCUUGGCUAUAUGAUCGACAUCGAGUAUGCAAGAAAGUUGAAGCAGGCCAACAUUGUUCUAUGGUGGUCUCCAAAUCCAAAUCCGGACCUGGGUGGAUUGGAGAAGGACACUUUUGCUGUGGACGAGUCGUUCCAGUUCCCUGUCAUUAACAGACCAGAAACAUACGAGAGUGUCUGCUUGGAACUUGAGAUCAAGAACUUGACAAUCAACACCAUUCUGACCUCGUCCUUGAUCAACGAGGCCGAAGGUGUCUUUAGCACCACAGAUGCAAGCUCAGAAAAAGCGUUUGCAGAGGACUCCUUUUCGGGCCCUGCACUGGUGGUCCUGAGAGGAUUGGUGAAGAACUGGUGGGAUGAUGCCAUCAAGAACAGCUCUGAGGCAGACUCAAUGGUACAUGGAUUCGUUUCAUGGUGCCAGAACCCUUCGUCUUUCCUGUACGACUCUUCUUUGCACUACCACGUUCACAAUUUAACCAAGAAAUCGUUCAUCCAGCUACUUGGCGAGUUUAAGAAACUUGGAUCGUCUAUCAUAUUUGCUGACAGAAACAGAGUCAUUGUGGAGACGUCUAAGACUGCAGUUGAGAACUCUUAUGCUUACGGACAGUACGCGUUGACCGCAGUUCGUGCCAGUCCACUGUUUGGUUUCCUGGAUCUUCAGGUUGUCAAGUUCUGGGACAUACUUAUCUGGAUGGAUAAGUACAACUACAUGGGCAGAUUCUGUAACGAGAUUCGGGAAUCAGAAACUCAAAAACUGGAAGCUGUUUCCAAGUGGCAGUUGCAGCAAUACCUCCCACCAAUUCUGCAAAACGAGUUUCAAGAAUGGACGUGGCUUAUUUUGGACGCGUUCAUCAAGCACAGAGAAAAGGGACUGAGAGGAUCAACACAAUCUCAGGUUACCCAGCUUACUCCUGAUAGAAAGGCCAUUCUUAAGAACUUGAAGGAAAUCAAACAAGAAAAGGAGGGCGAGAUCUUGGACGCUGAAAUGCUCGAAACUGGACUGUGCGAGCAGUUCAGGGGUCCGCUCUUGAAACGAAUCAACACUUUGCUCAAGAAACAGAACGAGACAGGACUUGAUCCGGGAAUCAUGGAACAAUACCAGUUUCCGAAACUUCCUGGAUCGCACAUCCAUCUAUCGAAUCCAACUCUGGAGCUGUCCAAGUACUUGUGCCAAAUCUUGAGUCUGUCCAAGAGCCGCAACAUCGAGGUCCGUGUCUUGAGAAAAGAGAUUUUGUCUUUGUUUGAGAUCAAGGAAUUCAGUGAAGAGGGUGUGUUCAAGAACCCGUCAGCCAGUCUGAUCUUGCCGCAAGUCAUUUGCAACUAUUGCAACCAUAUCAAAGAUAUCGAUGUUUGCAGAGACGAUGAAAAGUCUCUGUGGAACUGCGAGGAAUGCCACAAACCAUACAACAAGCUGUUUUUGGAGGAAAAGCUGAUUUCCGAGUUCAGCAGACUGGUGUUCAAGUUCAUGACCCAGGACCUCAAGUGCUCCAAAUGCGGUAAAAUCAAAGAUAAAGAAAUCAUGGCCCACUGUUCAUGCUCUGGAACAUGGGCCCCAACAAUCAGCAAAAAACAGAUCUCUUUGGAGCUGAGGUUGUACCAGAACGUCGCUACGGUACACAACUUGAAGUUAUUAUCCGAACUCACGGAAGAGAUUGUAUAA
Molecule: messenger RNA, 6573 nt
Organism: Ogataea philodendri
Lineage: Eukaryota; Fungi; Ascomycota; Pichiomycetes; Pichiales; Pichiaceae
Exons: 1
Coding region: 1-6573 (2190 amino acids)
Biological process (GO): DNA replication; leading strand elongation; mitotic cell cycle
Cellular component (GO): epsilon DNA polymerase complex; nucleus
Molecular function (GO): nucleotide binding; single-stranded DNA 3'-5' DNA exonuclease activity; DNA-directed DNA polymerase activity
Source: RefSeq, a predicted model, not a curated record